GAUGCGUUCCACCCUUGCUCACCUCAACCUUCCGAGCGGAUACAUACCCAUCGUCCCGCACGCCCUCCCGCCGCCAUGACAUCCAGGAUGACAGUGGGGCUGCUGUUUCUGGCAGCAGCUGUGUGUGCGUCGAGCGCUCAGACCAACAACAGCAGCAAUGACAACCGACAGCAGCAGCAACGCAGCGUCUGGGACGAGCCCAUCAGAUUCAGCACCAAAACCAAAGACUCCUGCACCAUGGUGGUGUCUGCAGCCGGGGACUAUACUCGCCUGCGUGUCUCCUGCAAAGGUCCGAGCCAGGGCCAGACGCCGGCACGCUCCUACUACUGCGACUUCCAGGGCAAGCCCAACUCGUGCCGCGCCUACAACCUCAACCCUCGCCACUACUUCACCCAGACGAUGUGGGACAUGAGGAAGCUGAGCCACGCCUGCCAGGGACCCAAAGUCUACCGCCCAGCCAUGUGCAAGAAGUACCCAGACGAGGCCCAGAUGACCUUCCUCUCCUCCUGGCCCAAGACCGCCGGCUCCAAGCCCUCUAAGACCGCCCAGGAGGCCGGCAAGCCGGUCGUGCCGGCCAAGAACAAGCCCGCCACCACGCCCAAAUCCGUCAAGCCCCAGCCGGUCAAGCCCCAGCCAGGCAAGGGCCCCCAGACCAAGAGAACUACCCCCAAGCCUGUGAAGACCACUACGAGUGCCACGGAGCAGCCGGACUCCGAAGCCUCCCGCGUCGCCUCCGAGUACUGCUGGGAGAGCUUUCACGGCGUCUGCACCUACUUCAUCGGCUGGUUCCAGAACUGAGGCGAUGCUGCAGACACGGGCUGGCGACACCAGCGGCAGAACUCGCCUCGUCCAUCUUCGACCUCCAGGAUCUGUGCUGAAGUGACUCUAACACCUCGUUGGGCCUGACUCCCGACACCGCGGCAUCUUCUACGAGCCGAGCCAAAAUCACUCAACCUACUUGCGUACGGUUCGUUCAUGAUUGCUGGUGCUGUCAUGAUGUGUAUAUGUCUUUUUUUUUUUUUUAAUAAUCUGUAACAACACACAGCAAGGCAAAAUGGAAAAUAUGGCAGGCAUUUGAUUGUGUUUGUAUAUGAUGUAAAAAAAAAAAUGCCUUCCUUGUGUCACAUCAAUGUUCCAACAACAAGUAAAGAGAAUAAAGUCAGAGCGGAGAGAUCUCAUCUUCCACCUUUUUC
Messenger RNA from Gasterosteus aculeatus aculeatus (three-spined stickleback), 1193 nucleotides. RefSeq names its product fibroblast growth factor binding protein 2b (gene fgfbp2b). The record is from RefSeq and is a predicted model, not a curated record. Gene Ontology annotation, biological process: cell-cell signaling. Gene Ontology annotation, molecular function: growth factor binding. NCBI's taxonomy places the organism in Eukaryota, Metazoa, Chordata, Actinopteri, Perciformes, Gasterosteidae.